AUGGCAGGCACCACAAACCCCAAGAACUACAAGUUCAACCACUCCAUGAUCCGCGUCAAGGACCCCAAGGCGUCGAUCAAGUUCUACGAGCUCCUCGGCAUGACCGUCAUCAAGACGAUCCGCCAGCCCGAGGCCAAGUUUGACCUCUACUUCCUCGCCUACGACUCGCCCAAGGCCGUCUCGGCAGGCGCCUCCGUCUUCGACCGCGAGGGCCUCAUCGAGCUGACGCACAACUACGGCACCGAGGACGACGCCAGCUACACCGUCAACAACGGCAACACCGAGCCCCACCGCGGCUUCGGCCACCUCUGCAUCGCCGUCGACAACAUCCAGGCGGCGUGCGACCGCAUCGAGAAGGCGGGCUACCAGUUCCAGAAGAAGCUGUCCGAGGGCCGCAUGCGCCACAUUGCCUUCGCCAAGGACGCCGACGGCUACUGGGUUGAGCUCAUCACGUGGAACGACGUCGCCGCGACCGAGGGCAUCACCGAAACGGACGUGUCGACCUACCGCAUGAACCACACCAUGCUGCGCGUCAAGGACGCCGACAAGUCGCUCGCCUUUUACCGCGACGUGCUCGGCAUGGACCUGCUGCGCAAGAAUGAGUCCAGCAGCUUCACCCUCUUCUUUCUCGGCUACAACAAGGACGGCGACGGCACGGCCACGCGCGAGGGCGUGCUCGAGCUGACGUGGAACCACGGCACCGAGAAGGAGGCUGACUUCAAGUACCACAACGGCAACGAUCAGCCGCAGGGCUUCGGCCACAUUUGCGUCACCGUCGACGAUCUUGAUGCUGCGUGCGAGCGCUUCGAGUCGCUGAACUGCAACUGGAAGAAGAGGCUGACGGACGGACGCAUGAAGAACGUGGCCUUCCUGCUGGACCCCGAUAACUACUGGGUCGAGGUUGUGCAGAACGAGAAGUUCACCGGAAAGGAUAACUUCUAG
This is a messenger RNA of Verticillium nonalfalfae, 942 nucleotides long. RefSeq names its product Lactoylglutathione lyase. The record is from RefSeq and is a predicted model, not a curated record. Gene Ontology annotation, molecular function: metal ion binding; lactoylglutathione lyase activity. Bases 1 to 942 code for a protein of 313 amino acids. The transcript has 2 exons. Lineage: Eukaryota; Fungi; Ascomycota; Sordariomycetes; Glomerellales; Plectosphaerellaceae.